Panicum virgatum (switchgrass) is the source of this 696-nucleotide messenger RNA. RefSeq names its product probable staphylococcal-like nuclease CAN2. The record is from RefSeq and is a predicted model, not a curated record. NCBI's taxonomy places the organism in Eukaryota, Viridiplantae, Streptophyta, Magnoliopsida, Poales, Poaceae. The transcript has 5 exons. Gene Ontology annotation, cellular component: cytoplasm. The coding region runs from base 1 to 456 and encodes 151 amino acids.
AUGGAUCAGGUCUAUGUGUACUCUCUCAUGAUUAUCUCGCAGGAAAUGGCAUCAGAUGUCUAUAUGCUUGCGUCCUCCCCGGUCACGACUGCAAGGAAAUACCGGAUUAGAAUGAGAGGCAUUGAUGCACCCGAGCUUAAAAUUCCUAAUGGGAAGGAAUCAAAAGAUGCAUUGGUGAAACUCAUUGGUGGGAAAAGUGUCACAAUUUAUGUGUAUGGACAUGACCAGUUUGGGCGUUACGUGGGAGACAUUUAUUGUGAUAAUGUGUUCAUCCAGGAGCAAAUGCUGAAGAGUGGUCAUGUAUGGCAUUUCAAGACCUACGACAAGCGCCCAGAGUUCGCACAGUGGGAGAGAGAGGCAAGAGCUGCACACCGAGGGCUUUGGGCAUCAGAGAACCCGGAGAAACCGUGGGAUUGGAGAAGAGAUCAGCGCAAUGCAAACAUUCAGGUCUACUGAUGGAGCUGAACUUAGUGUUUAGAGCCCUGAAAUGAUCUGGUAGCCUCACAGUUUCUUAGUGAGGUCCGUGUACAGCUUGCUGAAAUGAAUGCAUAUCAGAAACCAAAAAGUUUGUGUGGUUUUGUGUGUGGAAGAAAUCACAAGAGCACCACAGAGAAAUGUUAUCGAUUCCUCUCAGGAGAAAACAAUAGAACGGGGAGGAAAAAAAUAUAACAUUGCAGUGUUAGCCUGCCUUAUAGU